This is a messenger RNA of Schistosoma turkestanicum, 1950 nucleotides long. Lineage: Eukaryota; Metazoa; Platyhelminthes; Trematoda; Strigeidida; Schistosomatidae. The record is from the annotation of a GenBank genome assembly.
GAAACCCACAAUGGCGGUUUUUCGAGAGUCCUCGGUACGGACUGGUUAGGGAUGAGGAAUACUGGUCAUGCAGGUAUCUCUAUAUUCUAAUUAUAGUGUAAUUCAGUCAAAGAAGUUUUUGACUGUCUAGUGGUGAUUAUUGGAGGUGCCGUGGUUUCUGGUGGUAUAUUCUUCUUGUAUCGACGUACAAACAAGAAAGUAUAUUACCAAAACUCUGAUUUACCGAUUGGCCUGCCAAAUCCUAGAAAUGUUUGUUACUUCAAUGCAUUAAUGCAAGCAAUUGCAGCCAGUCCAAGUCUUGUACAUCUGUUGGAACGUAGUGCACAAAUUCGACCGGAUAAAUUUAUAUAUCGAUUGUUAUGUUUAUUAAAAGGUCUACAAUGUUCGUCUCAAUAUAUUGCAGAGAAUAAUUUAGGUGAUAUAUUAAGAGAGAAUCAUGAAGCAUUAAUUAAUGAUAUAGUGAAUACUCAAAAUUGGGCUAUUCAUGAACAACAGGAUGCUCAUGAAUUAUUCGGUUUUAUCAUGGAACGUGCUUAUAGUAGUCAAGAUAAUGAAUUUUUUAGUAAAACCUGUGCUAGAAAAAUAAGUAAUCUGUUCAAUAUUAAUCUUCCGGAUUAUGAACGAAUAGUUAUCUGCCAAUCUUAUUGUUCUGCCAUGGAAAGUAUAAAGUGUCGGACAAUUUUAUGCGAUACAUUUCCUACACAUAUGUUUGAACAAAUUUUAAUGGCUAGUCAAGUAACUUGUAAUUAUUGUAAUUAUCAUAGUAAAGUGGUCAUACAACCGGAAUCUUGUUUAACUAUAUUUUUAAAAAAUCCAAAUCUUAUUAAUAUACACAUGAUGAAAGGAUUACAACAAUCACAUGUAAAAACAUCUAAAAAAGUCAUAGAUCUUAUUGAAUGUCUUAAUGCUCAAUCGGCGAUUAUUGAAUAUAUGCCUGAUAUGAAAUGUCCUAAAUGUCACCAGUCAACAAUGUCAACAUCAAAAUCUUCAUCAAGUAAUAAUCAUCGUCAACGUGAACAAUGGAUAAUGCAUACACCGAAAUAUUUAGUUUUAUACAUUCAACGAAGUGAUUGGUUAAAUAUAGGCGGGGGCGGCGGCGUCGGUGCAGGUGGAGGCAGUAGUUGUUCAUCCAUGGAAUUGAAUCAUAUUCGUCAAUUCAAUCGUCCAGAUCUAAUUGCUUCAACUACUCAAAUUGCUAUGAAACGUUCUGAACAUGUACAUAUUCCGGAAUAUUUAAAUAUGGCACCUUAUUUAUUAUUAUCAUGUCGAGUUUCAAACAAUCAGCCAACUUUAUCUGAAACUGUUAAUCCAUAUGGUGAUAAUGAGAAUUGUGAAUGUUCACCUUCUGAUAAAUUGAAAUUAUUUGAAAAAAAUUAUCAAAAACCAUAUAUACUUCGUUCAGUGAUUGUACAUGAAGGAGCAUUUCUUCAAUGUGGACAUUAUAUCACCUAUCGUAAAUGGCGCACACCUAAGCGACAUAUACAACAAUCAAAAAAACAUUGUUUAAUUCGUAUACUAUCAAGUUUACAUCAAUAUAUUUCAAAUUAUUUUCAAGGAAUAUCAAUUACAUCUGAAUCAGCUUAUACAUCAUCAUGGAUAUUGACAUCAGAUGCACAUGUAAUACGUGUACCAUUUAAACAAAUCGAAUCAAGUCCAGCAUACUUGUUAUUUUAUGAACGUUCAAAUCGAUGUGAUGAUCAACGAUCAACAAUCAAUGCCACUAAUUCUCUUGUUGAACAUAAUAAUAGUUCUUGUACAGAAGAAGAUCACUCGGUGGAAUGUUACAACGAUAGUGAUUUAGAUAAUGUUGAUGAUGAUGGUGUGAUGAUUAGAAAUUUAUCAAAAGCAGAUAUUAUCAAAUCUUAUGCAAUGCAUGCGUCAACAUUUGAAAUGUAUAGUAGUGGUAAUAAUAAUAAUAAUAAUAAAUCAUUGGAUGUAUCCUAUUCUUGA